Chroicocephalus ridibundus (black-headed gull) is the source of this 3657-nucleotide messenger RNA. RefSeq names its product ADP ribosylation factor interacting protein 1 (gene ARFIP1). Gene Ontology annotation, biological process: intracellular protein transport; regulation of Arp2/3 complex-mediated actin nucleation. NCBI's taxonomy places the organism in Eukaryota, Metazoa, Chordata, Aves, Charadriiformes, Laridae. Bases 337 to 1548 code for a protein of 403 amino acids. The record is from RefSeq and is a predicted model, not a curated record. Gene Ontology annotation, molecular function: phospholipid binding; protein domain specific binding. The transcript is spliced from 10 exons. Gene Ontology annotation, cellular component: trans-Golgi network membrane.
GGAUCAGGCUCCCCAGCCCCUCGCAGCAGGCCUAGCACCGCGCCUCAGGCCUGACCAGGCCCCGGCUCUGGUUGCCAUGGCUACGGCUCGGCCGGGUCAACGACCAUAGAGAGGCGCGCCCCCGCAGCCUAGAGAGGCCGCUGCCCGCCACCGCCUCCCGUCAACCGCCUUUCCGGCCAAGCGUUUCCGGCUCCUGCUGGUACCGGAGGAGGAAGAAAAUAAAGCUGGAGAGGGAGCACCGGCACCGCCCCGCCCGGUUUCCUCCGUCCCCCCCUCCCUCCCUCCGUCCUGUCCUCCCUUCCCCCUCAGCACGACGCCUCCGGGGCGGCAGCAGGUAUGUCAGAACACAGCAAUGAAUCCACAACACUUGAUGAAUCUCACCCAGCUGCAGAAGAGGUCCAGUCUGACUCUGAGGAAGGUGCAAUGGCUCAAGAGUCUCCCAAAAAUGCAGCAGCAGAAAUUCCUGUGACUAGCAAUGGACAGCUGGAGGAUUCUCAUGAGCACAGCUUUAACAGGGACUUGAAACGUUCGUUACCAGUUGGACUUGGACUUGCUGAAACCAAAAUAACAUCUCAUGGCUUUGACAGCACCAAAGAAGGAGUUGUUGAGGCAGGACCAUUUCCAGGUAAAGGUUCCUCAGCAUCACCCAAAUCAUCUGUUAUAUCUCCUAGCAGUGCAGCAGCUAGCAGACUGGCUGGACAAGGUUGCGAUUUAAUUAUUCCCACAGGAGGCAGAGCUCAGCAGAAGAGUGGACCUGUUGUGUUAGCAGAUGAAGUAAAGAAUCCGGCAAUGGAGAAAUUGGAGUUGGUGAGAAAGUGGAGCCUAAACACUUACAAGUGUACACGUCAGAUCAUCUCUGAAAAAUUGGGUCGUGGCUCAAGAACAGUAGAUCUGGAACUAGAAGCUCAGAUAGAUAUAUUGAGAGAUAACAAAAAAAAGUACGAAAAUAUCUUGAAACUGGCACAGACGCUGUCCACACAACUCUUCCAGAUGGUACAUACCCAAAGGCAACUUGGAGAUGCAUUUGCUGACCUGAGUUUGAAAUCAUUGGAACUUCAUGAGGAGUUUGGCUACAAUGCAGAGACGCAGAAACUUUUAGCUAAAAAUGGAGAAACUCUUCUUGGGGCUAUUAACUUUUUUAUUGCCAGUGUGAAUACACUGGUGAAUAAAACAAUUGAGGAUACACUAUUGACUGUGAAACAGUAUGAAAGUGCCAGGAUUGAAUAUGAUGCUUAUCGAACAGACCUAGAAGAGCUGAAUCUUGGCCCUCGUGAUGCAAAUACUCUGCCAAAGAUUGAGCAAUCACAACAAUUGUUCCAAGUGCAUAAAGAGAAAUAUGACAAAAUGCGUAAUGAUGUAUCUAUCAAAUUGAAAUUUUUGGAAGAAAAUAAGGUUAAAGUAUUGCACAAUCAGCUUGUUCUGUUCCACAAUGCCAUUGCGGCAUACUUUGCUGGGAAUCAAAAGCAGCUUGAACAGACACUUAAACAGUUCCACAUCAAAUUGAAAACUCCUGGAGCAGAUGCCCCAUCCUGGCUUGAAGAACAGUAAUCGGAUCAGAGAAGAGGACCCAAUGUUAACCUAAAAUCUUUAAAUCAGAUUAUAAUUACAGGUUGGGGUUGAAGGACUGUUGUAGUGAUUCUUGCACAAGACAGCUUUAACUUUUUUUUUUCCCCCUUUUUGUAAUACUGUAAAACUGAAUUUGGUGGGAAAGUGGGUGACUUUAAGGUAACCAAACAUAAUUUCUGUCAUUUCAAAUAUAUGCAGCACUCGUUUUGUAUGUGAAGGUUGGUGGUUAUUUCUGUAACUGGGAUGGGGGAGGGAGGGGAAAGAGAACUUAUUAUAGAUUUGCACUGACAAAUGAUGUUUGUGAUUUCUGGUCAUUUUGGUGGCUAGUCAAAAUAUUUCCAAAAGGAGGUUUACAUGAUUUGUACCAACAUCUGGUAUUUUAUAGAUGAAUAUAGAAAACAUCUUUAGUAAUUUUCAUAUGACUUUUAAAAAGGAGAGAGUUAAAAGACUAUUUUGCAGAUUAAUAAUAUAAGGCCUAUGUGCGAUAUCUGCGUAUAAGGCAACAGUAGCAGAUGGAUCAUUGACUAGUGGAAUUUCAGCAAAUGCCUUUUUAAAAGAUGUACCUUUCCAUCAUAGGUUCAAAAAAAGAAAAACACUAAAGCGAGAAUCACUGUCAGUCUGAGGCUUCUAAGCACACAUUUUUGCUUUGCACCAAGUGGUUUGCUGAGUGAGGCCAACCAUGCAAUGUACUAAUUUCAUUUAAAAUUUUACUUUCUCUAUGAAACAAAUACCGUACUAGCCUUAAAUCACAGGUAUGUGCCUUUUUAUAAGAUAAUAUUUUCCACCAGUGUACAUAAUCCAAGAACCCUUUCACAUAAUGGUUUGUCAGUUCCCAACAAGGGGAAGGAGACUGUGUAAAUUCUGUUUCGUUUUACACUUAGAGCAAGUUAAAGCUUUAGUUAACCUCCAUGGACAGGUAUGGUUUUAAGUGAGGAAACCGGGCCAGUAUGGUUUUUCUAUUUAAUUGAAAAGCAUACUUUGGUAAUGAGAGUAACAUGGAGGAUGCUUUUUUAAUUUCUCCAUCAAUCGUGUAGUCCUUAAAUGUAAAGUUCUGUGUCAAUUUUAUCAUAGACAUUUUAAAUUCAAUGUAUUGGAGUCCUCAUUUGCACGUGUUACAUUGCUUUGUGUUCUGUUAAGUAAAAUGAAAUACAUCAAAUGUUAUUUACAACAGUGUGGAUUGUAUGAUUUAUGUACUGUAUGUUCAGUUGCCUUUCAGCUGACGUUCUUAAAGUUUUCAGUGCUUAACACAACUGUAAUGUAACUGUAAAUCAAACUUUUUAAUCAUUCCUCAUUAAAUUCUUGGCCUGACAGAGCUUUCUUUUAUGUUUUUGUUCUGUCAGAAUCUCUUGUAAUAGUUCAUUUAUGUUCCCCAGAAUGUAUAUCCUAUGUGAAUUUUGUAUUCGUAUUAAAGGUGUUUGCAGUCAAACUUCCUUGACUUGUGAUGGUUAAGGGUAGAACCCAGCUUCUGCACUGAAAGCUUAGUCCUGUUUUUCCGAGUUCCCACCCCUGCCCAAGAAUUUCUGGUAAAGCAGUAGUAGGUGGUAACAUUGCUGUUCUAUUUCAGGAUGAUUUAAUAUUGUGCAAGUUCAACAUGAAUGUAAACUCAUUGUGAAACAAAUCUUUCAGUAUAUAUAAUUCUUGACUUAAAGUUUUGAAGGAAGUUUACAUUUACAACUUUUAUGAAGCCAUGGACUUCCACUGUCUGAAUCUUGGCACACGUAUGGUGUGAUGGUGCAAGAAAGCAGUUAGCUGUGUCACUGCAGUUGAGCUAGGAAAUGCAGAUAGGAGCAUUGUAGCAGGGAUGAAGAAUGCAAACCUAUGGGCUCCAGUUGAAAUACCAGCUUUCGGACCGCUAUAGGAAAAGGAUACAUAUGGAACAUGUGUCAUUGGUUUCUUUCUCAGAUUCGUGUGUCUCCUGCUGAGGAUAGUCCCUGCCCCGAAGGAACUGAUCUGUCAGAAACGGUAAGAGUGAACUUGAAUCUGAAAUUGCUUUAUGCAGGAAUGGCCCAUGUGGCAUUGUGUAACCCUCAGACUUUUGCAAUGGCUUAAAACAGCUGGAGUCUCUUCACCUGGAAGAAAAGGUUGGACAAG